CAACCACUAGUAGGGCCCCUCUUGUGGCCUUCCUUUGUUUGUCUUCUUCCUCGAUUUUCCCCUAACUAGAGAGAAAAAUCAAUGGCUAUACAGUUCCAUUUCUACCAAAUAUUCUUGUUUUUUCUCUUCAAAUUAAUUUAAUGGAGGCAACUUCAACUGCAACUGCGCUUCGUCGUCUUUCUCUUAUCUCUUCCCAUUUUCGUACUCAUUGCUCGUCUCUUCAAGUCUCGGCAUUCAAUUGCAGCUCCACCGAUGGUGAAAAUCAUGAAAAUGGGUGUGUUUUCUGUAUGAUUGUUCGAGGUGAAGCACCUGCUUUAAAGGUCUAUGAGGAUGAUGUAUGCCUCUGCAUUUUGGAUGCAAACCCAUUGUGUUUUGGGCACUCGCUUGUCAUCCCAAAGUCUCAUUUUACUUCUUUGCAAGAAACUCCAUCAUCAGUUGUGGCUGCCAUGAGUUCAAAAUUGCCCUUGAUUAGCAGUGCAGUCAUGAAAGCCACUGGUUGUGAUUCAUUCAACUUGUUAGUUAACAACGGGGCAGCAGCUGGCCAGGUUAUAUAUCACACCCAUAUUCAUAUAAUUCCUCGUAAAGCAAGCGAUUGCCUCUGGACUUCUGAGACCUUAAGUAGAUGUCCGCUGAAGUCAGACGAGGCUCAGAAACUUGCAGAUGGUAUUAGAGAAAACUUAUCAAUUUCGAACAACAUUGAAGAUAGUAAGGGGCAAGGAUCAAGUCUCAUUGUAAACUAGGGAUGUACAUGUUCUGUCGUUCAGAUCGAGGUAUGCAUACACACAUGCAAAAAAAGAAAAGACGUGUACAUAUCAUGCAACAAUCACUGAUUCUGAAUUCACCGACUCUAGAUUUUGAAUUUGCCUCUGUUGUAAACUAUUGUGAAAACAUGAGCAUACGAGAUGUAUUUUCGACCUGUUGUUCCAUUUGUUUUCUGAUUCAGUUGCUGCAGGACUGAUGAAAUGAGCUGCAUUUGUUGUAAAUUAGCUUGUGAACUUCUAGUGAGUGUAUAUGAGCAAUCUUUGUUCUUCUUCAUAUCUAUGA
This is a messenger RNA of Solanum pennellii, 1044 nucleotides long. Its product is annotated as adenylylsulfatase HINT3. The record is from RefSeq and is a predicted model, not a curated record. NCBI's taxonomy places the organism in Eukaryota, Viridiplantae, Streptophyta, Magnoliopsida, Solanales, Solanaceae. Gene Ontology annotation, biological process: sulfur compound metabolic process; purine ribonucleotide metabolic process. The transcript has 7 exons. Gene Ontology annotation, molecular function: adenylylsulfatase activity. Bases 141 to 740 code for a protein of 199 amino acids.